Molecule: messenger RNA, 978 nt
Organism: Arabis nemorensis
Lineage: Eukaryota; Viridiplantae; Streptophyta; Magnoliopsida; Brassicales; Brassicaceae
Source: the annotation of a GenBank genome assembly
AUGGUGUUUGGAUCGUGUUUCUCAUCUCUCAAAUUCUGGGGCAAUUCUCAGGAGCAAGAGGCGCAGCAGCGAGGGAGGAUGCAGGAGAUUGAUCUCGGGGUUCACACCAUAAGAAGCCAUGGAGGCAGAGUCGCUUCUAAACACAAACACGACUGGAUCAUUCUUGUCAUCUUGGGCGCCAUCGAGAUCGGCUUGAACCUCAUCUCUCCUUUCUACAGAUACGUUGGCAAAGACAUGAUGACUGAUCUCAAGUACCCUUUCAAUGACAACACCAUCCCUGUCUGGUCCGUUCCUUUGUACGCCGUUCUGCUUCCCAUCCUUGUCUUCGUCUGCUUCUACCUCAAGAGGAAAUGCGUUUACGAUCUCCACCACAGCAUUCUCGGCCUGGCCUUCGCCGUCUUGAUAACUGGUGUCAUCACCGACUCCAUCAAGGUCGCCACUGGACGCCCUCGUCCCAACUUCUACUGGCGUUGCUUCCCCGACGGCAAGGAGCUCUACGAUGCCUUGGGAGGUGUGAUAUGCCACGGGAAAGCAGCAGAGAUCAAGGAAGGCCACAAGAGCUUCCCGAGCGGACACACGUCCUGGUCCUUUGCAGGGCUAGGAUUCCUCUCCCUCUACUUGUCUGGCAAAAUCAAGGCCUUCAACAAUGAAGGACACAUCGCUAAGCUCUGCCUCGUCAUCUUCCCUCUGCUCACGGCCUGCCUGGUGGGGAUAUCGCGAGUGGAUGACUACUGGCACCACUGGCAAGACGUCUUUGCUGGAGCUCUCAUCGGCCUCUGUGUCUCCGCCUUCUGCUACCGUCAGUUCUACCCCAACCCUUACCACGAUGAAGGAUGGGGUCCCUAUGCGUAUUUCACGGCAGCACAAGAACGAGGACAAUCCCAAAACGGAGAUUCGUUGAGGACAAUGUCUCUGCAGGUCAACUCAACUACUCUGGAAAACAUGGAAUCUGGCACUUCCACUGCUCCCGCGAGAUGA